Micromonas commoda is the source of this 597-nucleotide messenger RNA. RefSeq lists its product with no specific name. The record is from RefSeq and is a predicted model, not a curated record. Gene Ontology annotation, cellular component: anaphase-promoting complex. Bases 1 to 597 code for a protein of 198 amino acids. Lineage: Eukaryota; Viridiplantae; Chlorophyta; Mamiellophyceae; Mamiellales; Mamiellaceae. Gene Ontology annotation, biological process: anaphase-promoting complex-dependent catabolic process; protein K11-linked ubiquitination. The transcript has 2 exons.
AUGUCCAACAACCCCGAGGCUACGACGUCGGGCGCGGAUGGCGCGGACCCCUCCAGGCGCGGGGACGUCAGCGAGAUCGGCAAGCUCGCGGUGUGGUCGGUGACGUCCGCCAAGCCCGGCAACGGCGUCGAGCUGCUCAGGGACAACAGCCUCGACACCUACUGGCAGAGCGACGGCGCGCAGCCGCACCUGGUGAACGUUCAGUUCCAGAAGAAAGUCCGCGUGCGCGAGCUCUGCAUCUACGCCGACUACCGCCUCGACGAGUCCUACACUCCCAACAAGAUUAGCGUGCGGGCGGGCAACUCGUUCCACGACCUCAGGGAGAUCAAGACGGUGGACCUGGACGAACCCUCGGGGUGGACGCGGGUGUCCCUCGUCAAGGACGAGAACGAGCCCGGGGCUCUCAACGGCGGCGACGGCGAGUGCCUGCGAACGUACUUUCUGCAAAUCGCCGUGCUCUCGAACCACCAGAACGGCAGGGACACGCACGUGCGGCAGGUUAAGAUAUACGGACCGAGGACGAGCCCGGAGGCGAUGAUCGGGCAGGGCAUGCAGUUCACCACGCCGGAGUACGGGCAGUUUGCAACCGUGCGGUGA